AUGUAUUUAUCUUCUAUUCUCCCCGUUCUUUCUGUAUGCUCUGUCAUAUCCGCAUAUGAUCUCCCAGACAAGCUGAAAUCCCUCUACGAUGAACACAAACUUGGAGCUUGUUCGAAGCCAUUGUCUGAGACCUUCCCUGAGGGAGCCCAGUAUUGUGGCGACAUCCCUGGGGCCAUUUUCUUGAAGGGCUCAGGCAACUACGAUAACAUGGAUAUUGACUGCGAUGGUGCAAACAACAGUGGAGGGGCUUGCGCGAAUGAUCCAUCAGGCCAGGGUAUCACUGCUUUCCAGAGUAUCGCAAGCAGCUAUGGUAUUGUCGACCUGGAUUCUCAUAUCCACCCAUACGUUGUAUUCGGCAAUGACGGCAGCUGGCCCUCCUUUGAUCCUCAGCAGCAUGGAAUGCAUCCGCUCAGCGUCAUGGCUGUCAUUUGCAGUGGGAAGCUUUAUUAUGGCAUUUGGGGGGACGUCAAUGGCGGCACAUCAACUGGCGAAGCUUCGAUUGCCGUAGCUGAUCUCUGUUUCCCAAACGAGGGUCUCAAUGGGAACAUGGGCCAUGGAGAAGAGGAUGUUCUCUAUAUUGGUUUUACUGGGGAGGAUGCAGUCCCUGGCAAGAGUGGCGCCGCAUGGGCUGCUGCCACCCGCGAUGAUUUCUCUGGUAGUAUUAAGAUCUUGGGCGAUCGGCUUAUUUCUAAACUGUAA
This is a messenger RNA of Fusarium sp. VM40, 699 nucleotides long. The record is from the annotation of a GenBank genome assembly. NCBI's taxonomy places the organism in Eukaryota, Fungi, Ascomycota, Sordariomycetes, Hypocreales, Nectriaceae.